This is a messenger RNA of Cladocopium goreaui, 368 nucleotides long. The record is from the annotation of a GenBank genome assembly. NCBI's taxonomy places the organism in Eukaryota, Dinophyceae, Suessiales, Symbiodiniaceae.
AGGAGCUUGGAAACAUCUACAGCAUUCUGGCAGCGCAAGCGGUAACGAAGAUGGGCAUUCGACCCAAUCGCGAACCUCCGCAGGAGAGCGUGCAGAUUCUUUCGGUGACGCCGAAGGGGUGGGCCGAAGAGCAGGGAGUCCAAAUCGCAGAUCAUUUGAUGAUGAUCAACCACAAGCCCGUGACCACCUUGCCACGUGAUGAAUAUCAUCGUCUCAUGUCUUCCGUGCGACCGCUGCUCUUCACUUUUGCACGAUGUAGCGAGGCCCAAAAACGGGAGGUGGCGGCCACACGAAUGCAGCUGCUCUACCGCAUGAGGAAAGCGCGACAAGCCAUGAAAGAGAAGAAGGCCGAAAGAGAUGCUGGAGGC